AUAAUCCAUAAAAAUUGUCAAUAAAAAAAGAAAGAAGAGUAGAACUAGACACAAGUUUCCACUUUUCUCCAUUUAAUUUAAUUUCUGUCUCCGAAACUAUUGAGAUUUCGAAUAGAACUUUAGUUUGACAUGCUGUCAAUUUGCUGAAAUCACAUUUUUAUUAGUUUACAUGAAUAGAUAUCCAUACAGCUGUGUACGUUAGCAACCCGCCUUUCAAUAACCUUCAUUUUGAAUGAUCUCAGUAUUGAUAAGCUACAAGCAAAAUGUCUGUGUACUCAAAGCUUCCCUCCCAGCUGAAAAACCCCCUUGUGAAAAAGACCAUUCUCGUUCUUGUUGCGCUGUAUGGGGCGAAGAAACUUUCCCCUUACGUAUAUGGCAGGCUGAAAGGAAGAACUAGUAAACAGGUUAAGGGUGCUGACCUGGUUGCCUCCAAUGGAGAACCUCAAGAAGUGGAAGCCUCAAGGAAAAAGAAAAGCUCCCCGGCUGUGAACCGUGAAUUCUUCGAGAGGUUGAUUCGUCUCUUGAAAAUCCUCUUUCCUCGGCUUUUCUGCAAAGAACUUGGACUGCUCGGUUUCCACUCUCUAGCCCUCAUUUCACGCACCUUUCUCUCCAUCUAUGUAGCCAGUUUGGAUGGGCAAAUAGUGAAAACCAUUGUGAAGAAAGACCCCAGGGCAUUUGUGGUGGAGUUAACCAAAUGGCUGCUCAUCGCCAUUCCGGCCACGUUUGUGAACAGUGCCAUCCGUUACCUGGAGGGUCAGCUCACCCUCGCCUUCCGCACCCGGCUGGUCACCCAUGCCUACAUGCUGUAUUUCAACAAUCAGACAUACUACCGUGUCAGCAACAUGGACGGCAGGUUGGCAAACCCUGAUCAGUCCUUGACUGAAGAUGUGGUGAUGUUUGCUGCCUCUGUGGCUCAUCUGUACUCUAACCUGACCAAACCAAUCCUCGACGUAGUGAUGACCUGUUACACGCUUAUUAAAAUAGGUGAGUCGAAAGGUGCCAACACCACUUGGCCCUCCGUCAUAGCUGGCAUCGUGGUGGCACUUACUGCCAAGGUCCUGAGAAUGUUCUCCCCACGCUUUGGUAAACUUGUGGCCGAGGAAGCCAGGAGGAAAGGCGACCUUAGAUACAUGCAUUCUCGCAUCAUCGCCAAUUCAGAGGAGAUUGCCUUCUAUGGAGGACAUAAGAUCGAGAUGUUUCAGCUGCAGCGGAGCUACACGGCGCUGUCCGAGCAGAUUAACCUGAUCCUGUUCAAGAGGCUGUGGUAUGUCAUGCUGGAACAGUUCCUGAUGAAAUAUCUCUGGAGCGCAUCCGGCCUGGUCAUGGUCGCUGUGCCCAUCAUCACUGCCACCGGAUACUCUAAAUAUGAUUCAGAGGAUGUGAAACAAGCAGCCCUGGUGAUGAAGGAGGAGGACUUGGUGAGUGACCGCACACAGGCUUUUACAACGGCCCGGAACCUUCUGAACGCGGCAGCUGACGCUGUGGAGAGGAUCAUGGUCUCCUACAAAGAGGUCACAGAACUGGCUGGAUAUACCGCUCGUGUGUAUGAGAUGUUCGAGGUGUUUGAGGAAGUGCGUGUCGGGGUGUACCGCCGUUCGGCCACAGAGGUGAAGCCAGAAGAGACAGGAGCAGCUCAGAUGGUGACACAUGGCACGAGAGUGGAGGGACCGCUGCAGAUAAGAGGUCAGGUGAUUGAUGUGGAACAGGGUAUUAAAUGUGAAAACCUGCCAAUAAUAACUCCUACAGGGGAUGUGGUGGUUUCCAGCCUGAACAUCCAGGUUGAAGAAGGCAUGCAUCUGCUGAUCACGGGCCCCAACGGUUGUGGAAAAAGCUCUCUGUUCAGAAUCCUGAGUGGCCUCUGGCCCGUCUACAGUGGAGUGCUCUAUAAGCCUUCACCCGAGCACAUGUUUUACAUACCUCAAAGGCCUUAUAUGUCGGUGGGAACGCUGAGAGAUCAGGUCAUCUAUCCGCACUCUGUUCAGGAUAUGCAGGAGAAGAGCGUUUCUGACCUGCAGCUGGAGGAAAUCCUCAAAACUGUGAACCUCUGCUACAUCCUGGAGAGAGAGGGAGGUUGGGACGCACUGAGCGACUGGAAGGAUGUGUUGUCUGGAGGAGAGAAGCAGCGGAUGGGCAUGGCCAGGAUGUUUUACCAUAAGCCUCAAUAUGCCCUCCUAGACGAGUGUACGAGUGCUGUGAGUAUUGAUGUGGAGGGCAAAAUCUUUGAAGCUGCAAAGGAUGCUGGGAUUGCGCUUCUCUCUAUUACACACCGUCCUUCUCUCUGGAAGUACCACUCCCACCUGCUGCAGUUUGACGGUGAGGGCGGCUGGCGCUUUGAGAAGUUGGACGCCUCCACGCGUAUUUCCCUGCAGGACGAGAAGCUCCGACUCGAGACCCAGCUCUCGGGAAUUCCCAAGAUGCAACAGCGGCUGGUAGAGCUGUGCCGCAUUCUGGGGGAGGACAGCAGCCUGCCGAACCCAGGGGAAGUGGAGGAGGACGACAGGAUGGAGGAGGAGGAGGAGGAGGACAGAGAUGUAGUAGCAGGUGGAAAAGGGAAAGUGAUUUGA
Rhinichthys klamathensis goyatoka is the source of this 2564-nucleotide messenger RNA. It is a transcript of the gene abcd1, whose product is annotated as ATP-binding cassette, sub-family D (ALD), member 1. Bases 264 to 2564 code for a protein of 766 amino acids. Gene Ontology annotation, biological process: long-chain fatty acid import into peroxisome; fatty acid beta-oxidation; very long-chain fatty acid catabolic process. The transcript is spliced from 10 exons. The record is from RefSeq and is a predicted model, not a curated record. NCBI's taxonomy places the organism in Eukaryota, Metazoa, Chordata, Actinopteri, Cypriniformes, Leuciscidae. Gene Ontology annotation, molecular function: long-chain fatty acid transmembrane transporter activity; ABC-type transporter activity; ATP hydrolysis activity. Gene Ontology annotation, cellular component: peroxisomal membrane.